AUGAGCUCACUGCCGCUCUUCAAAGACAUUGGCAAGGAGGUGCGCGACCUCUUCGAGAAGAACUUCCACUUUGACAUGGUGAAGAUGGAGAUGAAGAACAUGGCCUCGGGCGCCUUCGAGUACCAGGGCAAUCAGAAGUACAGCAUCAAGGACGGGAAAAUGGUGGGCGAGCUGGAGGCAAAGUACGAGACGAGCGGCUUCACGCUGGUCCCCAAGCUGACCACUGAAUCGGCGUUGAUCAACUGCGAGCUGAAGGUGAACCGACCGGAGCUGAAGGGCAUCGACGUCACCGUGGCCGGCGCCUUCCACCCGCACACUAUCACCAAGACGGCGCUCUCCUUUGGUGCCCUCUACCGCGGCCCGGACUACAACAUCGAGGUGGGCAACAAUAUGCCCGCCGACGGCAAAGGAGGUGCCGCCCAUCCACCGGCGCCGCCCGGUGGCCACGGACUGCGUGCCAAUGGAGUGUUCAACCUUUACGGCUGGACGGUGGGCGCUUCUGGAAAUCUCGACCCAAAUGGAAUGAAGCUCUCCAACUGCAUUCUGGUGGGUGGCUUUAAAGAACAGGGUAAAACCUCAAUCUUUGUAAACUGGGCCACCGGUGAUUCUUUGUACAUCAUUCUUGGCGUGGAGAAGACGGCGGCGCCGGAUGAAAUAAAGCGUAGCUAUCGACGACUCGCCCUGAAGUACCACCCGGAUAAGAACCCGAACAACCCGGAAGCGGCCGAGAAGUUCAAGGACAUCAAUCGAGCAAACUCUAUUCUCUCUGAUGAGCAGAAGCGCAAGCUGUACGACAAUUACGGCUCAAUGGGCCUGUACCUCGCGGAACAGCUCGGCGAGGAGAACGUUGGCGCCUACUACCUGCUCACCUCGGGCUGGUGCAAGGGCAUUCUUCUCACCUGCGGCGUCCUCACCUGCUGCUACUUCUGCUGUUGCUGCUUCUGUUGCUGCUUCAACUUUUGCUGCGGCCGUUGCAAGCCGAAGCAGCCCGACGAGGAGUUUAACUUUAGUGCU
Rhagoletis zephyria (snowberry fruit fly) is the source of this 1014-nucleotide messenger RNA. NCBI's taxonomy places the organism in Eukaryota, Metazoa, Arthropoda, Insecta, Diptera, Tephritidae. The record is from RefSeq and is a predicted model, not a curated record.